AUGAAGACUUUUUCGGCGCCCUGUGUUGUGCGCUCGGUCAUCUGGCCGCAGAGCCAUAGCUGCAACAACCUGCUGGCGCUUAUAAGCCGUCGACACCAAUCAUCCUACCGAAGAACACGAUCUCGAUUGAACAUCAAACCUGACCCAUCUUUCCUCCCUUCCAAAACCGAGCCACACGACCACAUCAUCUACAACCCUCCUCCAAGCCCUCCAAACGUGUACCACACUCCUACCAUAUUUCUACCAAAGACUGAUAAAAGACGACAACUCUACGAAGAAGCAGCCGGCAAAAAUUCUCGACUAGCGGCGACUUCUUCCACCCCUCCACCGGAACUGCCUCCGCCAGUUCGUCCAACUUAUCAGAAGCGUUAUCAUUUGACACAGGAGGACAUGGAGGAGAUGCGACGCUUGCGAAGAAAAGACCCAACUGAAUGGAGUGCUAAUAAGCUGGCUAAGAAGUUUGACACGUCCAGCAUUUUUGUCGCCUUUGUGACAGAGGGCAUUGCCAAGGAGAAGAGAGAGCAGCAGAAGCAGGUCACAGAGAUAGUGAAGUCGAGAUGGGGAGUGAAGCGGAGGACUGCCCGAGAGGACCGGGCGCUGAGGAAAGAGAGAUGGGGCAGAGAUGCAUGA
Endocarpon pusillum Z07020 is the source of this 630-nucleotide messenger RNA. RefSeq lists its product as uncharacterized. The transcript has a single exon. Bases 1 to 630 code for a protein of 209 amino acids. Gene Ontology annotation, molecular function: structural constituent of ribosome. Gene Ontology annotation, cellular component: mitochondrial large ribosomal subunit. Lineage: Eukaryota; Fungi; Ascomycota; Eurotiomycetes; Verrucariales; Verrucariaceae. The record is from RefSeq and is a predicted model, not a curated record.